UAAUUGUUCAGAGAGAGAGCUACUUGUUUAGUGAUUGAGAAUUUGAAGAAAGAUGGGUUCGUCUAAUGGUGGUGUUCCGCCGGGAUUUAGGUUUCAUCCAACGGACGAAGAGCUGCUUCAUUACUACUUGAAGAAGAAGGUGUCCUUUCAGAAGUUUGACAUGGAUGUUAUUAGAGAGGUCGACUUGAACAAGAUGGAGCCUUGGGAUUUGCAAGAAAGAUGUAGAAUUGGAUCAACUCCACAAAAUGAGUGGUAUUUCUUCAGUCACAAGGAUAGAAAGUACCCUACAGGUUCAAGGACUAAUAGAGCAACAAAUGCAGGGUUUUGGAAAGCAACGGGAAGAGAUAAAUGCAUUAGGAAUAGCUAUAAGAAGAUUGGAAUGAGAAAAACCCUUGUCUUUUACAAAGGCAGAGCUCCUCAUGGACAAAAGACUGAUUGGAUCAUGCAUGAGUAUCGCCUAGAAGAAGGCAAUGAUCCUCAGGGAAAUGCCAAUGAAGAUGGCUGGGUGGUGUGCAGAGUGUUCAAGAAGAAGAAUCUAUUCAAGAUUGGAAAUGAAGGUGGGGGCUCAACACAUAAUCCAGAUCAACAAAUGAACAAUUCCUCAAGCACCAAUGCACGGUCCUUCAUGCAUAGAGAAAACCAUUACCUACUACAUCAACAGCAAAACCCUAGGAACUCGUCAGGGCUUGAGCUUGAUAAGCCUGAACUUGCUCUCCACUACCCACACUUGCAUCAUCAAAACCCUCAAUACUCACUCUUCCAAUCCCAACCUCUUCUUCAGGCUCAAAAACCUAUGGUUUAUGAUUAUUCAUACGCAUCAUCUCUACCUUCGGACACCCCCAUCAUGGCAAAGCAACUCAUGACAAACCCUAGAGACUGUGAGAGCGGUAGCGAGGGCCUAAGGUAUCAAGUUUCGGAGUCUGGAAUGGAAGUUGGGUCGUGUGAACCGAAUCAAGAAAUAGGUGGCGGAAGAGGAGAAGGAAUAAACGAAUGGGGUGUUCUUGAUAGGUUGGUGACCUCUCAACUUGGAAAUGAAGAGUCAAACAAAGGGGUGAGGUUUGAGGAGGCAAAUCCACACCAGAUCAACCAACUUUCAUUACGGGGAGGGAUGGAUUUCUGGGCCUAUGGGAAACAAUGAUUUCCCUUUCUUAUAGUGAAAUUAAACAAUCUAAUUGCAAGGUUGGAGAUAAUUGGAUGGCUCUAACCAUUUCAAAAUGGAUAAAGAGGACAUAUAUUUUUAUACUGAUUUAAGAUAUAUUGUUUGUUAUGUUUCACUUGAUUAGAAGACUUCAUUAAUUGUAAUCUUCCAAUCCAUUGUUU
Molecule: messenger RNA, 1320 nt
Organism: Cajanus cajan (pigeon pea)
Lineage: Eukaryota; Viridiplantae; Streptophyta; Magnoliopsida; Fabales; Fabaceae
Product: protein BEARSKIN2
Biological process (GO): regulation of DNA-templated transcription
Molecular function (GO): DNA binding
Source: RefSeq, a predicted model, not a curated record